Protopolystoma xenopodis is the source of this 615-nucleotide messenger RNA. Lineage: Eukaryota; Metazoa; Platyhelminthes; Monogenea; Polystomatidea; Polystomatidae. The record is from the annotation of a GenBank genome assembly.
AUGGUCAGCAGCGCCAACCUUGCUCCAACGAUGAGCGUGCUCAGUCCGUCGCAUGCACAACUCUUGGCCUCUCAGCGUGGCCUGGGCCAGUCUCUGCAACAGCAACAGCAGCAACAACAACAGCAACAAGUACUUAUGACAACCAUGGGUCCCGAUGGUACAACAACUACCACCCUACAAGCGGCCACACUCAGUCCGCAUCAGCAACAAGCAUUAGCGCAUCACCAGCAGCAACAACAAACACAGCAACAACAGCUAUUGACGGUCACCACUCCUGCGGGUGCUGUAGGUGGCCAGUUACUGGUGAGCGCCGCAUCUGCGAGCCAGGCGCAUCAACUACAUCAGCUCCAGCAACAACAGCAACAACAACUUAACCAGCAACAUCAGCAGUCCGUGCUGACCGCAGCGACUGGUACACCCAUGCAGACGGUAAUAAAUGCCGCUGGUCAAGUAGUUGGCGUGACGACGGCGGGGGCAGCCAUGGCUGGUGGCCCUGGGGGUGGAGUUCGCUGGGCUAAUACUGUUAUGCCGGUUAGCCAAGGUAGGAUAGGUCCAGAUUUUUUCAAUAUCUUUUUUGCCUACUAUCCACUCCAUCCUUCUCAAGUAUGCAUUUGA